Gordionus sp. m RMFG-2023 is the source of this 1688-nucleotide messenger RNA. RefSeq names its product F-box only protein 8-like. Lineage: Eukaryota; Metazoa; Nematomorpha; Gordioida; Chordodea; Parachordodidae. Gene Ontology annotation, biological process: regulation of ARF protein signal transduction. The transcript is spliced from 5 exons. The coding region runs from base 20 to 1402 and encodes 460 amino acids. Gene Ontology annotation, molecular function: guanyl-nucleotide exchange factor activity; protein binding. The record is from RefSeq and is a predicted model, not a curated record.
CAUAUCAAAAAGUAACUUUAUGGGUCAAACAAUAGUGCUAAAUAACUUUGCUAAUUCAUAUGACCAAUAUAAUAAUAAGUUAAUCAAUUUGAAAUAUGAUGAAAUUAAAACUGGGCACAAUUUGCACAAUAUAAAGAGAGUUAACAAAUAUCUCACAAAAUCGGAAUAUAACAAAACUGAUAAGCUCUCUCACAAUGAAACUUCAAACCUUAAAGAGAUUCAACCAUUUAUACCAAUUUACCAUGCAUUCUCUUAUAUAAUUGAACAACUUAAUCUCACUCAGUAUUUUAAUUCAGAUGAAGCAAUAUAUUCUCAACAUUGUAUUUUAAAAUAUUUUUAUUAUUUGUUAUCAAAACAUGUAAAACAAAUCCAUUUGUCAUCAGUUAAACAAAUCCAUUUGUCAUCAGUUAAAACGGAGUUUAAUCCAGAAUUUAAUGAAAUUCAUCAAUUGUUAUUAAAUUCUAAUAAUAAUUUAGACCUAAAUUAUUUUCCAUCAGAAAUUAGUUUAACUAUUCUCUCAAAACUAAAUGCAACAGAUUUAUGUUUAGCUUCUUGUGUAUGGAAUUCCUUAGCUAACGAUAACUAUCUAUGGAUGAACUUAUGCAAAAAUACUUGGAAACAUUGUGAGCUAUACAAAGGAAAUUUGUCUGAAAAUGAAGAUAACACAUCCUAUAAACAUUUGUAUCUAUUGUUAGAUGAAGUCACAUUAACUUUCAAUGCAGAUUAUGAUUUGGGUUUAUCAUACAUGCUAAAAUAUGAACUUAUAAACAAUAACCCUAACAAUAUAGCAUGCUUUUUCAAUGGCACACAUGUGAUAGAUCGGCAUCAAUUGGGACUAUAUUUUAAUCAAAGAAGAGACAUAUUUAAUUGUUACAUGAAUCUGCAAAAUUACCAUGAUAAAAUUCUCUCUACGGCCCUCAGAAACUUGUUUAAAGCAGUCAAACCUAUGAUAAAAGUUUUCCAUAAUCAUCAUUAUGUACCACCUGAUAAUGCGAACGAAGACAUACUGAAUAACAAUAUAAACGACAAUUUUUUGAAACUAAUAAUAGAAACAUUCGCUUCCAUAUAUUUGCCACACAAUCGCUCCCUCUUGCAAAGAUUUAAUAUUGAUACUGACGAAAUAUUCAUGAUAUGCUUCUCCUUAAUAAUGCUUUCGGUCGAUCUCUACAGCCCUCACGUCAAAAACAAAAUGUCUAAGCGAGAAUUUAUAAAAAACAUAAAACAUGCGAUAGUUAAAAAUAGCCAAAAUUCGCGAAAUUUUAAUCAAAAUAAUACGGUCCUCCUCCAUACAAACAGAAAUUUUACUGGACAAACGACGAAUAUAAGUGUUACGAGUGAUUUCGAAGGAUGGCUAGGAAAUUUGUACGACGAUAUAUACAUAAACGGCGCAUUAAUGUUUUAAAAAAGAAUCGUAAGAACUUAAAGUUUACGUGGUUAUACUAGAACGACCUUAAAAGAUUUUCAGUCACAGAUUCAUAUUCAAAAACAGAUUUUUGAACAAUGACCCAAAUGACACAAAAAAUAUUAUGUAAAUAAAUCAUGUAUAUUGUAUAAUAAUCAUUUUAUUUCGAUGUAAUAUAAUUUAUUCGUUAUUUUUAAAUACAUGAAAUUUUUUUGUAUUGUCAAUUUAAAAAAAAUUUAUUAAUAUAAUUAAUUAUGAUUGUUUAAACCAUAAAAUGCUACGAAUA